Alosa sapidissima (American shad) is the source of this 1836-nucleotide messenger RNA. Its product is annotated as interferon-inducible GTPase 5-like. The coding region runs from base 140 to 1372 and encodes 410 amino acids. NCBI's taxonomy places the organism in Eukaryota, Metazoa, Chordata, Actinopteri, Clupeiformes, Clupeidae. Gene Ontology annotation, molecular function: GTP binding. The transcript is spliced from 2 exons. The record is from RefSeq and is a predicted model, not a curated record. Gene Ontology annotation, cellular component: membrane.
AGAUAUCAGGCAAUCUAUGUCACAUAAAACCACAGGAUAUUCAGUGACUCCACCCCCAGUUAAAGAUAUCUGAUAAAAAGUAGAAGUUCGUUUGGUAGGUGAGUGGAAGCUUGUUGACGAGUUUCUCACAAGAGCCACCAUGUCAGGUGGGUUAAGUGUGGAAGAGUCUGAAAUUGAGAUUCUUGACAUCUAUGGAGAUGGAGGCGCUAAAGGGUUAAGUGAUGAUAAGGAAACUAAAAAAUUUGUUAAAGAAUUCAAAAAGUCUUCGUCAGAUGCUGCAGUAAAGAAGAUUAAAGAAAACUUUGAGACUCUGGAUCAUGUGACACUCAACAUAGGUGUCACUGGAAAUACAGGAGCAGGAAAGUCCUCCUUCGUGAACGCCAUACGGGGUCUGAGUAACGAUGAUGAGGGAGCAGCUGACACGGGAGUGACAGAGACCACAAUGGAGCCGACACCAUUCCCGCAUCCCACAAUGCCAAAUGUCACCAUUUGGGAUCUGCCAGGUAUUGGUACUCCCAAAUUUAAAGCAAAGACGUAUCUGUCUGAUGUCCAUUUUGAACGCUAUGACUUCUUCAUCAUCGUCACUUCAGAGAGAUUCAAAGAGAAUGACAUUAGCUUGGCCAAAGCGAUCAAGAAGAAGGGACGACUGUUUUAUUUCAUUCGCUCAAAGAUCGACAACGACAUCAAUGCAGAAAAAAACAGAAGAGACUUCAACAAGGAAAGGAUGUUAUCUAAGAUCAGAGAGGACUGUAAAAAGAACUUGAAUAGUGUUGGAAACCCAAAGGUUUUUCUGAUAUCCUCCUUUAAUUUCAACGAUUAUGAUUUCAACAACUUGAUUGACACCCUGGAGAGAGAACUCCCAGAAACAAAGAAACAUGCUCUUGUCCUUUCUCUACCAGUCUACUCCUUAGAGGUAUUGCAGAGGAAGAAGAGGCACCUACAGAAGAUGAUCUGGCUCACAGCCUUUGGCUCUGGUGCAAUAGCUGUGGUUCCUGUCCCAGGUCUUACACUGGCAUGUGAUUAUGGAAUGAUCUUGUCAUUUCUAGAAAGUGUUUUCAGAUCUUUUGGGCUUGAGGAUAGCUCUUUGCAGAGGCUUGCAACAAGAGUGCAACUGAACACGAUGGACUUAAAAGCUGAAAUUAAAUCAAGGUUUAAUGAUGGAGUCACACAUGCUGCGGUGAGGUCUUUGCUCGCAACGCCUUCAAUGGCCACCAUCAUGACUCUCAAAGGGCUCAUGAGCGGCGCAGUCCCCCUCGGACAGCUACCAGCUGGAGCCAUGUCUGUGCCCAUCAUGCACUAUCUGCUCAACAAAGGCCUCAAGGAAAUGGAAAAUGACGGCAAAUCUGUGCUGGAAAAAGCACAACUGCACUAAGUGGAGAUUCCAUAACUGAGAUUCAGGGGGAUCCCAUGGGUAUGUAAUUGAGGUUACAUUGUAAUAAAUGCAUCCAAGCAAAAGGGCACUGGAAGAAUUUGUGUUGUGGACUGGAAUAGGUUUGACAUUAUCUCUGAAGAUCAAAUUUUUUACAAGUGAACGUGUGGUCAUAAACACUCAAAUACUGCAUUUGCAUCAGUUUCUUCUGGGACACAAGGAUAUAUACUACAGUAGGUACAAUAAAGAUGAAUAACAAUGUCUGUUUUCUCCUCACACUUAACAUGGUAGGAUCAAUCAUACUAAAUAUUGUGCAUUUCUGUUAGACUCAUUAUAUGCAUUUUGUUACAUCCAAAGUCAUAUUUGUUUGUUUGUUUAUUACCUUAAUUGUUACACUUUACAUUCAUGGAUGUAUUGUCCAUUUGAUUUGUCUAACCAACUUUUAUGUUUAUGGUUUAUAGACUUUA